UGUACGUUCUAACAGAUAUAAAAAAUUGAAAUAUACCCAUUGCCUUGAUUCACAUCAACAGUUGAACGAACAGGCAUCACCACUCCACUAUCGUCAUGCUUAGAAAAAUUAGCAAGACACUUUUCUAUGAUUGGUAUCAGGUCAUCAUAUUUCAGCAAUUUCUGUACGUCUUCUGCUGAAAUUGAAGUAGCCAUUUGUUGUGUAUAUUAAAGAUCACUAUUAAACUUUCAAAAUAUAUUAUUAUUCAGUUCUAUCUGGUGGUACUAUUUAAUAGAAUAUUUCAAAGUAAUUGCGCAACAAUGCAACAUGCGCUCUUUUGGCCGUAAUAUAAUUUUUUUAUUUGGUGUUUCCACAAAACAAAAAUAUCGAAUAUAUUUUUUAAUUAAUAUCCAUGUAUCAAGCCCUUUGAAAGUAUUUUACGAAACAUCACAAAAACAAAUAAAAGGAAAAUCUAAAAUCUGAGGAAAAUGAUAAAACGAUAUUAUUAAUACUCAAUAAGUUCUGAAAAUCCCGACAUCUUCUUGGAAACUGAUCAAGGUCAUCAAGGACAUCAAGCAUUUUCCUCAAAGCUGUAACGUGAGCCUGUCGUGCGACAUGUCAGAGGUUGCACUAUUUGGUUUUGGAAAUUUUUUGUAAAAUUGAAAAACCAAAAUAGAGUCAUAUGAUAGAGUCAAUAGACAUCAACAAACAAAUAAACAAUAGAAAACAUCACGAAUCAGAGUGAAAGAGAACGUAAAUUAUAUUUUUGAUUUAAGCUGACUUUCCGUAGAAUAGAUAUGAUAUUUUGAAGUUUUGACUGAUGGAAAACUACACAAGAUUGAACAGUAGGCCAGUUGUUGAAGAUCCAAAGGAACCAUGGGAUAUUUAUGUUGGAAAUGGAAGCAAAGUGAAAGCUGUCAUCAGCAAGGCAUUGAAAAUACUUGAGGUAUAUAUAUAAUUUGAUGAAUUUUUUUAUGACAAAUAUUAGUAUAGCUUGUUCCACGAUUUCUGUGACCCGGCCAUGUCGGCCACUCCCUAUCUUAAUUAUCAUGGACAAGUUAAUACAGAGGUUUAUGCUAUGGGUAUACAUGAGCAAUAUUUUUCUGGAGACGUCAACACAAUGGUGGUAAAAUGGUUGUAUUGUCGUCGCAAGAGAGAAACUGCUUGUAUCAUAUGCUCUGCAAUGGCAACGCAACUUUAGCCUCUGCGCAAUCAUUGCCGAAAAUUGGUAUAAGGUUGAUGAUUUACACGUUUCUUGACCAGCGAAUGAAAAGCAUUAUAAAGAGAUAUAAUGCAGUUGAAAUAUUGCAGGUGUAGCCACCUUGUGCGACAGCAGCAUAAUUAUAACACAUGCAUACUGUGUUAUUAACCAUUGUGUAACCAUCACAGCAAAAAUAUUGCUUGUGUAUCUGGAGCUUUACGGUAUUCAUUGACAUCAUACACGCAGUGAUGUCAAGUAACAAAGUAAGUGUACUUUGUUACUGUACUUGAGUACUAUUUUGAAGAAGUUGACAUGUAAUGUUCAAAGUAAACUUUUUCUGGAGUACUUUUACUUGGAACAAAGUCGUUUUAAGAAGUAACGUUGUACUUCAUUAUUUUCAUUUUGUGGAGAAAUAUUUCGUUACUUUCUACAGUAACUUUUGUUUAAUUUUACAUGAUUUAUUCCAGAUUCAAUUUAAAUUUGGGAUAGGUAAUAGGACCUCUUCAUUGGUCUGGGAUCUCUUGUUUGUGGCUUACUUAUAAGGCAGUAUUAUUUCUUUAAUUAAUGGAUUUCUUAUAUCUUCACACAAAGUCUGGAAAGUAGACCAUGCUGUGAAAUAUAAUAAUUUUAUAUUAGGUGCACGCACAUAUAAUGAAUGCAUGCAUGUGCUUUUUUGUUUCUGUUGUAUGCCAAUCGUCCAUUGGAGAAGUCGAUCCUCCCCCCCCCCACAUGCUACAGACAAUAUAUAGUACUUUACUUUUUACUUCAAGUAUUUUUUAAGGAUACUGAACUUUGUACUUUUUACUUGAGUAUGUUUUGCCUCCAGUACUCUAGGGGUGCACCGGAACUCGGUUCCGGCCGGUUAGUUCCGGCCGGAACCCCGAUUUUUUAGAGUUCCGGUUCCGGCCGGAACUAGUAAAAAAGCAUGGCCGGAACCGGAACUCUGUUGUUUUCAGAGAGAUAGAAUAUCAAACGUUUUUGUAUCUAACAAAAGGUCACAGUAGAAAGAAAUUUGGACUACGCAAGGGAAAUGUACACUACUAACACUUCAUUAUGACGUUUAACGCUUGUCAAUCUUUUUAUUCUAACAUUUGCGAGCUCUCUCCUUUAUGACUUGAAGUAUCUGCCUGUCUGGCAGCGGACAAAGUAACAUAUGACUAUAUAUGGCUUAAUAAAUUAGUUCCGGUUCCGGCCGGAAGUUCCGGCCGGAACUUUUUUCCAGUUCCGGUCGGAUCCAGUUCCGGCCGGAACUUAAAAAACUGGUUCCGGUGCACCCCUACAGUACUCUUUACUCUUACUCAAGUCGUUUUAUUGUUAAUUACUUCUACUUUUACUUGAGUACAAAUUCAAAGUAAUUUAGGCACCACUGAUUGACAUCCACUAGACUCAAACACUGUGAAGCACAUAUCCUCCAGAUUAGAAGCUUUAUUACAUGCACACAGAAGAUUAAUUUUAUUUCACCAUUGCCUUUAUAUGUACUGCACUGACAUUCUUUUCUGGGACAUUGGACUUGCUUUCAAACAUGUUUAAGAUCAUAUUAAUAUACUACAUGGGAUAUAGUUAUAUUUUUAUUAACUUUGUACCUUGCAGAUGUUAAGCUUAACAUAUUCCGAACAGAUUUGUAGAAGGGUGCAUGGUGUAAUUGUUAUUAAUGCAUGGUUAUUAUUGUAUGUAUAUAGGAGAGUGGUGAGAAAGUGGUGCUAAUAGGUUUCGGUCCUACAUUAAACAAAACUAUAACAUGUGUGGAGAUAAUAAAGAGAAAGAAGCAGGUAAUAUUGCUGUAUAAAUAUGACAUCAAUUUUACAGCAUCAAUGAUAAUUGACAAUAUUUAACUAUUAAUUAUCUUGUGUUUCUCGACCGCCAGAUAUACAUUUAAAAAGGUUGCUAACUGAGUGAGUGUGUAAACUACAAUGAAAAUAAAGCUAAAACAAAAUAAUUUUGAGAGGAACACCAAAAAGAUUUUAGGUUUUGAACACUUUUCAUCGCAAAUAAAUAUGCCACAUUGAGAAAAAAUGCCUCUUAGGGACCGGUCAUAAAGUAUUUACUAGGGGGUGUGGAGGAUAUUUUGGGGGGGGAGGGUACGAAAAAAAUCCAGAACCUCUGAGGGGGGUACGAGAAAAAUAACAGAACCUCUAGGGGGGUACCAAAAUCUUAGUACUAUAUAGUAACGUGAAAAAAUUACGUUUUAUAAUUAGUGUUGAAUAUUGAAUGUAUAUUUGUGCCCAGAUUUUUAAAUAUGAUAACGAGUGUCAGUAUUUGUAGCAGCCAUGCUUUUGUUUUUCUAAAGCUUUUAAUGUAUCCUAUAAAUUAAAUGUAAUCUGAGAGCAGUUAAUAACUUAAACAUUUAUAGUGAUUAGGGUAUAGUACUAUAGGUACAGCAAUUUCAAAGAGUCUCAGUCUCUACAUUCAUCGUUAUUAUAGUUCUUUUUUUGCUAUAAUUAUUAUUAAAUCAACACAAAGUAUAUAUGUUUCAAUGUCAGAUAUGAUAAGUAGGAUUCAGUAUCCGUGGAACUUUUGGAGUACAAAUCUGAUACAUCUGAAUUGUCAAUGCUAGCAAGCUCACACCAUUAGGAACCUAAUGAGAAAGUGUCACAUUGAAUGGAAGCACAUUUUUUCUGUUUGAAAUAAACCAAAAACAGAUUUUUAUGUUUGUUCUUACCCUCAGCCCAUAAUGCUAAGUCUAUGUCAGAAUCAGAAACAGAAAAGCCUGUGGUGAUGAAUUGGAGACUGUGGAAAAUGUUGAGGAUAUGGUUACCACUACAAGAAGUGAGAGAGUUAUCACAAACUGGAGAGUUUCGAAAUAUAGAUAAAUGCAAGACAAAUGUUAAAACAGAAUUAAUGAUAGAAGGGGGGGAUGAAAAUUUUCACUUACACUGAAGAGGGUUACGAAAAUUUCUCCAUAGGUUUUUGGGAGGGUAUGGAAAUAUGUACUAGUCUUGAAAUUUUAUUUAUCGUCCACCUCCCUCUAGUAAUUACUUUAUGACAAUUAGUCCCUUAAUACCUACUGUAUGUGGUCACUUUUGUGUCACUGACUGUAUGUCUCUAAAUGUACCCUUGGGGACUGUUUUGUGCCCCUAACCCUAGAUUUUUAGCUUUUGCGCACCCCCAAGAUCUUGUUGAAAACUGCCCAAUUCUGCUGUUUGAUAAUUAAAUCCACCAUUUUGUAUUCAGGAAUGUUGCAGCUAGAGCCAGAGAUAAUGCAUGUUCACACUAUCCGGAAAAAAGUGCAAUCAAAAUGAAAUUUGAUCGUAGAUUUAUAAAGUUUUUCAAUGUCAUUUAUAGAGCAUUUAUUGACUCAAUAAACACAUGUAAUGUAAUACUUUAUGCCAAACACUACAGUGUGGUGAAAGUUCUUUUAGUUUUGACAACUGCAGUUCACUCUCAGAUACAAACACGCCGAGCAUUGAAGGGUAAUUAAUGCAAGCAAAAAUACAUAAUUGCCAUUUUGUGAUUGUCAAUUCCGACAAUGGAAUGUUUCUCUUAAUUGCCAUAUCAAAACACUGUAUUAAUUGUUUCUCUUAAUUGCCAUAGCAAAACAUUAUACAGAUAUUGAAUUAAUUUUCUUUAACUUUUGCAGGAUCUUCAUCAGAAUAACAAGCUCUUUUACAAAAAGUAAGAUUUCUGAACCCACCAUAUAGAUAGUGUUUUUCUGAGAAUUAAGUAUUUUUCUCAGGGCAACAUGUAAAUGUAACACAAACCUUUAUGUUGUGGUUAAUAUGCACUAUAAACACUACAAAUGUGUAAAUUUGUCAGUUAAGCUAGAUUAUAAAUUUAUAAUAUGUGGUGUUUUAUUAUUUUGCUUUAAUUAAAAUAAUCUUUUAUUUUAGCCACCCCUAGGCAUGCAUUUUACACCUCUGACCCUGACCAUUUCGAAUACAAGUUAUUGUAUGUACUGUAUUUUACAUAAUUAAUUCCUAUGCAAGUUUUCUUUUUAUAUAGAAUGGAAGAUACUUGGGUGCCAAAUCAAGAGGGUUUGGAUAGGUAUUGAUUAAACAAUAUGAAUAUUGAAUACUUAACGAAUACAUUAAUAAGUAAUAACUAGUACAUAUAUAACUGUAUAUUGUAAAUGUGCCCUAGCUGGAUGCAAAUAUACUGUAAAACAGAAAUACAUGCAAAAUAAUGUCAGGCAAUAUUGAAAGUAACUUUGCUUUAAUUUGAUUUGGACAUAUAUAUUCACAUGUGCAUAGAAUAUAUAAUAAUAUUAAUCAUAUUUUUAUUUAUCUCUAAUUCUUAUUUUGCAAAGGUUGACUGUUACAAGAAACGUUCCUGCCAUCAAAAUUGUUUUAUCUAAGACUCCACUUGAUGAGAAUGAACCAGGGUAGGUGGCAUGACUAUGGAAAGCCAAAUGUUACUUUAUGGGUAAAUAUUAACUGGACUCUGUAGCUCGGAAUCACAGGGCCGCAGGUUUGAUUCCUGCCAGGGACCUACAGUGUAG
This is a messenger RNA of Paramuricea clavata, 5615 nucleotides long. The record is from the annotation of a GenBank genome assembly. Lineage: Eukaryota; Metazoa; Cnidaria; Anthozoa; Malacalcyonacea; Plexauridae.